This is a messenger RNA of Hyaloscypha bicolor E, 872 nucleotides long. RefSeq lists its product as uncharacterized. Lineage: Eukaryota; Fungi; Ascomycota; Leotiomycetes; Helotiales; Hyaloscyphaceae. The transcript is spliced from 4 exons. The record is from RefSeq and is a predicted model, not a curated record. Bases 70 to 618 code for a protein of 182 amino acids.
CACUCCUCACAUCAUAACUUCAUUCAUCUUCUAUCUUCAAUCUUCUCACUUCCAAGUUCCUCAAUCAAAAUGCGUGUCUCACGAGUUGCUCUCCUUGUUGCUGCUUCCGCAGUCGCUGUCUCUGCAGUCCCAAUCGCUGCCCCGGCACCCAACGCGGCUCCAGCUGAUUACGGAGACUACGGUGAUUAUGGAAAUUAUGGCGAAUACACAGAUUACCCGCCACCGCCUCCAGCUCCUACCUCUUAUGGAGCAUAUGGCAGCUAUGGCAGCUACAAAGAGAAGCGCGAGGCGGCCCCCGCCCCCGCCCCUAUCGCUGCUCCCGAGCCAGCUGCCAAGCCUCAGGAUGCUCCUGGGUAUGGUGACUAUGGUGACUAUGGCUCGUAUGGAACAUAUAAUAAUUAUCCUCCCCCGCCUCCAGCCCCUACUUCGUAUGGAUCGUAUGGCGACUACGGGAGCUAUAAGGCAAAGCGUGAAGCGGCCCCAGUCCCUGUCGCUGCUCCAGCUCCUAAAGCCGAAGCGGCUCCCCAAGACGAUCCUGCUUCAUACGGAAACUACGGAGACUAUGGAAACUAUGGAACUUAUGAGAACUACAAGCGGGAGGUUGAGUCCAAGGAUUGAGCUAGUUCCUUUGAAGAAACGAGUGGGUGGCAGUAACGAGGUUGGGAGGAUGAGUUAUGUAAUUAAUGUAAAAGGUUUGGAGUGGAGUGUUUGUGAAGGAUAGACAGUCUUUAUGGAAAGUACACAUUCUUUUAAUUGCAGUGACGAGUUCGCGCUGCGGUGCCUGGAAAAUAUAAUCUCUUCAGUAUCGAGUGUUGCUGAUGAAAUGCGGCGGGGUGCAAAGUCUCGGAAGUUGAGUCAACUGCUAGGACGAG